Molecule: messenger RNA, 1797 nt
Organism: Penicilliopsis zonata CBS 506.65
Lineage: Eukaryota; Fungi; Ascomycota; Eurotiomycetes; Eurotiales; Aspergillaceae
Exons: 2
Coding region: 1-1797 (598 amino acids)
Biological process (GO): transmembrane transport
Molecular function (GO): transmembrane transporter activity
Source: RefSeq, a predicted model, not a curated record
AUGGGCGUUGAACGACUGCGCGGUCGCAAGACCGACCAUCUGGUCGACGAUCUGCGCCCCGUCGACGUCGCACAGAAUGGCGACAAUCCGACGCCGACCGACAGCGACGCGGACUUUCUGGCUCAGGCAAACAAGGAGGCUGAAGUGCAUCCGAACCAGAUCACCACGGGGGCCUCGCUGGGAGUGCAAAAGGCCGAGGCGGCGGCCUUGGUCUGGACGAAGAAGGCCAUCUAUCUGACCUACGCUUGGAUCUGGGUCUGUUACUUUAUGCUGGCGCUGCACUCGUCCAUCGGGUCCAACGCGACCGCGUACGCCUACUCCAAGUUCUCGAGCGCCCCCGCCAUCACCACCGCCUAUAUCCUGGCUACGAUCGUGGGCGGCGUGCUCAAGCUGCCCAUGGGCCGUCUGUUGACCAUCUGGGGCCGGACCGAGGGGCUGGCCUUCUUCGUGGCCAUCUACGUGCUGGGCAUCAUCAUCCUGGCUGCCUGCACGGGGCCCAACAGCUUUGCGGCCGGCUACGUGCUGUACUGGGUCGGCUACGACGCCAUCUACAUCAUCCUGGACAUCUUCAUUGCGGACAUGACGGGCCUGCGCAACCGGGCGUUUGCGUUUGCCUUUGCCUCGACCCCGUUCAUCAUCACGGCCUUUACGGGCUCGCUGGCCGCCGACGCCUUCAUCUCCACCGCCAACUGGCGCUGGGCCUACGGCGCCUUUGCCAUCAUCCAGCCCGUCGUCUUCGCCCCGCUGAUGGUCGUCUUCAAGUACUACGAGCGCAAGGCGUACCGGCAGGGCCUGCUGGUGCGUGAGGACAGCGGCCGCACCCCGCUGCAGAGCCUGGUCCACUACUUCCACGAGUUCGACAUCGUCGGCGCCGCCAUCCUCAUGGCCGCCUUCAUCCUCUUCCUGCUGCCCUUCAGCAUGGCCCAGUACGGCCGCACCGAGUACCACAAGCCCGCCUUCAUCGCCCAGGUCGUCGUCGGCUUCUGUCUCUUCUUCGUCUUUGCCGCCUGGGAGAAGUGGUGUGCCCGCGUGCACUUCAUCCCCUACCGCCUGCUGCGCAACCGCACCGUGCUGGGCGCCUGUCUGCUGGCGGCCGCCGUCUACUUCAGCUUCUACUGCUGGGACAGCUACUUCUACUACUUUGUCAUGGUCGUCUACAACCUCAACAUCACGCACACGGGCUACAUGGACUCCAUCUACACCGUCGGCUCCUGCGUCUUCUCCCCCAUCUUUGGCAUCUGGGUGCGUCUCGUCCGCGAGUUCAAGUACUCCUGUCUCUUCUUCGCGCUGCCGCUCAUGUUCCUCGGCGCCGGGCUCAUGAUCCAUUUCCGCGGCGGUGACGGCGACAUCGGCUACAUCAUCAUGUGUCAGAUCUUCAUCGCCUUCGCCGGCGGCAUGCUCGUCAUCUCCAUGCAGAUGGCCGUCAUGUGUGCCUCGGACCGUGACGACCUCCCCAUGAUGCUCGCCAUCGUUUCCCUGUUCAACAAUAUCGGCGGCUCCAUCGGCUACGCCGUCUCGGCCUCCAUCUACACCAACACCUUCCCCAGCGCCCUGCGCCAUCACCUGCCUGCUUCGGCCAAAGAUGACUGGGAAGCCAUCUAUAUCGGCGGCUACCUCUCGCAGCUGGAAUACGCGCCGGGCACGGAGAUCCGUACGGCCAUCAACACCGCCUGGGGGGAGAGCCAGAAGUAUGAAAGCAUCGCCGCCACCUGCGUCCUCGUCCUGACCAUUCCUGCCGUUCUGUUAUGGAAGCACUACCGCGUCGACGCCAAGCAGAACAAGGGGACCAUGCUGUAG